CCGGUGAACCGGCGACAGGGUAAUGGGCGCCCAAGGCUCAUUGAUGCGCAUGGGGAGCAAAGGCUAGCCCGUCUGGUCCGAUCCCAUGGAAGAGCUACUGUAGCACAAAUUGCUGAAAGCCUUAAUGCUAGCCAUGAUAGAAAGGUAUCAGAACACACAGUGCAUCGCAGCUUGCUGCGUAUGGGGCUGCGUAGACGCAAACCGGACAGAGUGCCCAUGCUGACCCCUGUCUGCCGCCGAAAGCACCAACAAUGGACACGUGAGCGUCAGAACUGCACCAUGGAGCAAUGUAAGAAGUCCGAAGUGCCAAAGAUAGGAAAAGAUCCGAAGAAGCCGAGAGGCAAGGUGUCCUCCUAUGCCUACUUUGUGCAGUCUUGCAGGGAGGAGCACAAGAAGAAACACCCAGAUGCUAGCAUCAACUUCUCAGAGUUCUCUAAGACGUGCUCUGAGCGAUGGAAGGCAAUGUCUGCCAAGGAAAAGGUAAAAUUUGAAGAUUUGGCCAAGCAAGACAAGGUCUGUUAUGAAAGAGAAAUGGAGAGCUAUGUCCCACCAAAAGGCAUGAAGCGAACAAAAGACCCCAGUGUUCCUAAGAGACCCCCAUCUGCAUUGUUCAUAUUCUGUGCUGGCCACUUUCCAAAAAUUAAGAGUGGGAAUCCUGGACUGUCUAUUGGAGACAUAGCAAAGAAGCUGGGAGAGAUGUGGAACAGCACAUCUGCAGAAGACAAGCAGCCAUAUGAGGAGAAAGCAGCUAAACUGAAGGAGAAAUAUGAUAAGGACAUUGCGGCCUACCAUGGCAAAGGCAAGCCAGCUCCUGCCACAGUGACAAAGGCAAAGAAAAGCGAUGAUGAAGGGGUACAUUAUGAUGAGAAAGAAGGGGAGCAUUAUGAAGAGGAGGAUGAUGAUUAUGAAUAAAUUUGCUACGCAUAGAG
Molecule: messenger RNA, 929 nt
Organism: Scleropages formosus (Asian bonytongue)
Lineage: Eukaryota; Metazoa; Chordata; Actinopteri; Osteoglossiformes; Osteoglossidae
Product: high mobility group protein B1-like
Exons: 5
Coding region: 181-912 (243 amino acids)
Biological process (GO): regulation of transcription by RNA polymerase II
Source: RefSeq, a predicted model, not a curated record